CUUAAAGGUAACAGGACUGUACCAUUGCCUGCAUUAGGUAGCAAUCCAUACUUUUAAAAUUCUUUCAAAUGAAUUUAACAACAGACACAACCGCACUGGUUCGAAAAAAGGAUAAGUAAGAAAACAGAUACAAUUUGAAUUAAGGAUUAAGCAGUUAUUCCUCACUUGGUCCAUUAACAGUGGGUUGUCCGGUUCAAAUAAUAUAUUUAAUGUUAUUAUGUGCAGGUAGGAAUGGGAUAGGUUGGCGAAUUAAACCACACCUCCUGGUUUGCGGAGGGGCUCUCAGUUGGACCAGUACAAAUAAUUGAGUCACUUCUCCUGCAAGCUCCAGACCCGCAGCUCCAGACCUUCUCUGGUCCUUUUCGACAGGCAACAGGUGGGUUAUCGGUUGUAUAAUACUGUAUGUAGCUGUGCUCCUUAUUUUCUAAGAUACAUGUUUGAGUUUUUACUCUGCCAUAUCAAACGUGACUGUAAAAUGUUUAUCUCAACCUUUGAACUGAGUCUGAAAUUUUGAAUAUAGCUAAACAACAACAACAACAACAAAAAAAGAUGCAACUGAGAAACUUGCAAGGCAGUCUACAGCAUUACACAGAUACAGAAAAGUGAGGAGGCAACAACUUUAAAUAUUUUAAAAAUGGUGUCUCUGCUAAUAUACCAAAUUCAUAUACUUUUAUCUGGACAAUAUACAUUAUUGUGGUUCCAUAUUUUAAGGUUGAAAUGUAUUUCAGUUCACGUCAAUAAAAUAGCCAGAAAAAAGCAGUUUGAUAUUUUAUUUAAUUAUUAUUUAUUUGCAAGGUAAUUCAGAUGUUGUGCAGGAAUCCAAGUUUUCAUUGCUAUUUGUUACUGUGACAUGUCCAGGAAUUCCAGGAAGCAAUUUGAUUUUUAAUUUCACCUGCAAUUCCAUAAUUAAUGAUAGUGGGUUUUUAUUCACUGCUGUCUUUUUUUUUUAACCCAACAAGCAUGAAUCCACGUGUUUGGAGCAAAGGUAUGUAUUCUUCCAGCAACAUUUGCCUCGACGACUGCACUGCAGAGCACCUCUCCUCUUUUCAACCUGACCCCGUGCUGUCAAAUUCAGAUGUGUCCGGUGUUUCUGUGACCUUACACAGAGACAGUGAGAACAUAAAAAUGCUACCAGAGAGUGCUUAUUACAGCAGCUGUGAUGCUGGUUCAGGUUUGAUCUGUUCCAACCAGCUGGAGCUCAAUCCAUCCAGAGACACUGGACAUUUAUCCACGAGAAGGCACCCAUCUCCUGCAUCCAGUUCUUGUGGUCACCAUGACUGGAACUUAAACAGUGGCCAUCAAGCAAAGCGUGCCAGAGUGGAAAAUAUCAUCAAAGGCAUGACUGGCUCUCCUGGUAUGCACUGCAGAGAUGUGGUGACAAAUCAGCAUGAGGAGUCAGACGGUGUGCAGGCAAAUGAAAGGAUUCAAGAACUGCCUUUACAUCAGGAGCACGUGGAAAGAAGUGGGUCGAGUCACAGCAACCUCAGACAGCUCAGAACAAGGUUCUGCCAUGUAGAUGGAGUAACUGACACUGCAGACAGUAGUAAGGACGAGAAAUAUCCCACCUGGAACAAUUCUCUUGAAACAUCUCCAAGGGACGCAUGUACAGAUUCAUACAGUGAGUUUGAGAGCAGCUCAAGUAGAAAAUAUCAAGGAUGGAAGAAGGUGAAGCUUAUGAACUACUUCCAAUCCAAGCCUGAGAGAAUAAAGCUAAUGGCAGAUGUUUUAAAGUACGAACUGUCCAGAGCUGUCAGUAGGAGCGUUGACUCCAUUUUCAAAAGCAUGCCGCUUCUACAGACAUCGCCAAAUGACGAGGGGAACGCAGAGACUGAUAUGCCUCUUCGGUCAUCAGUUUGCAAAGAUAAUAAAUUAAGACUUUCGUGUUGUGGGAAUGCAGAGGUGCAUGUCCCAGAUGUUCAAACCGAAGCUCUGUCUCUAGUUGUGCAAAAGCCUCGACCGGAAAGAGCCGACAGGUUCGUCCUCCAGUCCAGAUCGAGAGCUCACCAUCGUCCCAAACCUCCGAUCCCCUUCAGUCACGACUUGGCUCUGCAUGAAGAUCAGCCGCCAGAGAAGAAUCACAACACUGCCUGUCAACAAGCCCUCGGGUGCUUGCAAGCUGGAUGCUCUGAAGUUGGCCGAGCAAAGUUUGAGAUGUUUGAUGCACAUUGGAAUUCGGUCAAAGUGAGAUCAAAGGUCAACUCCAGGUCUGUCAGAAGCCCACAGACUCACACUGUGUCUGUGGAUCCCAUGUUUUUGCAAAGCAUGUGUCUCCCUCAUGUCAAGAUUGAGUCAGAUAGCCUGGUGAAGAAUAACCUGUACAUGCUGAAUGAGGGUCUGACCACAAAUCAUCUGAAGAAAGCAAAGCUUAUAUUCUUCUACACUCGCUACCCGAGCUCACUGGUGCUGAAGAUGUGUUUCCAUGAUGUGCAGUUCACACGCUGUAUCACCUCUCAGCUGAUCAAGUGGUUCAGUAACUUCAGAGAGUUUUACUACAUCCAGAUGGAGAAGUUUGCCCGACACGCUCUCGCAGAAGGAGUGGCCGAUGUGAGGGGUCUGACUGUGGGGAGAGAAUCAGAACUUUUCAGAGCUCUCAACAUGCACUACAACAAAGCCAACGACUUCCAGGUCCCUGACAGAUUCCUGGAGGUUGCCGAGAUUACACUGAGAGAAUUUUAUGUUGCCAUUUCAAUGGGCAAGGAUCGCGAUCCAUCAUGGAAGAAAGCAAUCUACAAGGUGAUCUGUAAACUGGACAGUGAUGUACCAGCUGAAUUUAAAAAUUAUCACUCUGGAUGAGGACCAACCAGACAACAUCAUGUGCCACAGUGGUUGCUGUCACAAUGUGGACUUACUCGUGCCUUGAGUAGCAAACUAUUUUGUGUUUAGUGAAGAGACACUAUAUUGUAACAAAUGUUAAGUGAAGUACACGCCUGCACAUCUCCAAUCUCCAUACACAUGGCAGACAGAUGGCUGAGUUUAUCAAAAGGCAUCAUGUUGCAUCAUGAGGUAAUUUGACAUAAUAUGUAUAUUGCUAUAUAAAACAUAUUAUAUAGCAACAACACAUUUUGUAUGAUUGUGAAAGUUUAAACAGUGCUUCAAGUCUCAAAGUGCAACACAGCACAUUUUGUAGUUUUCGAUAAGUAUUUUUUUAGUAUGCACAAAAUAAAGUCCACACCACAUAAGAAAAAAUGUUUAAUAUUAAGCAGAGCUAAUUCUUACUAUUCUGUAUGUAUGUUCAGGAUAUAUAAAAUGGAAUCUACAUGAAUUCGAAAAUGACUGAAUCAGUAAAUUACGUCUAUUAUGUCCACUGCUCCUUAUAAACUCGCAGUGUUUCUGUCUCUCUUCCAUACUUACCAUGAAGAUCCAUCCAUCCACUUUCCAAAUGAUACACUGUGGCUGGCUGCCCACAGGCAAAUCAAACAUGGUCUUCAUCAGUGGUUCUGUGUGUUCGGUCAUAACUGAUGAUCCUCGCUUUGUCUUCAGUUGGUGAUAAUCCAGAUGAAAAUUUCUCGUGUGAGAAAAUCCUGGAUUUUUAAAAUUUAUUUCAAAAAGUGAAUACAUCUGCUUACAUUGCCAUAUAUUAACCAUGAUAAUCACACUCCGUUAGACUGAAUUUGAUUCAUUUGAUACAGAUAUGCAGUGUGUGCACAUGUAGGCAUUUGCACUGAACACAAAUUGUAAUGAAAUUCCUCAGAAAACUCAACUGCAGCAAGACAAAACACUUUGAUGUGUGAUAUUUUCUUUUUAAUUAUCUUGCUGUCAACAGUGAGUGAGAACAAGGGUCAAACAGGCAAACUCUAGUACAUAUUAAGUGUUUAAGUAUUACGUGUAUAUUUAGAAAUGACUGCACUAGGCCGUCAUAGCAGAUAUUUUGUAUUUUUUUCUUGUUUCAAAGUUAAACUGACUUGUGAGACACUUUUUUUUUGGAUAGACCUGUAAACAAAAUAAAAAGCACUUCAUUUGCAUUGUUCUUAAUAUUAUGGUUAAUUGUGGGCUAUGAUUAUGUGCAUUAGUGAUCACAUGUAGUAAUAAUGAGCUGAAUAUGGUACAGGUAACAUUUUUAUAUUUUGUCUUUGAAUGUAAAAAUGUGCUAAAAAUUUGGCAAGAUUAAAAAAUUCAAAUGAGACAUAAAAUACUCUUCUUGUCAUGAAAAGCCACUGUGGGCACUGUCAUUGAAGAAACCAGUCUUUAACCACCUGAACCCCAUGUUCCCAGUACUCCUGACUUUACUUCCCCAUUGCUCACCAUGACAAAUUUGGUAUCUUUGGAAAUCGAGAUUUUUUUGACAACCCCAUGGACCUUGCAACAGAGUGAGGUUGUCCUUUUCAGUCCUGCAACAUGCACUCACAUUACAACCCAUCUUCUGACACUCGCAAACCAAUUCAAGCCACAAGCUGAGCUAAGAAAAUGCUGCAACAAGCACGUAGUUGUCACAUAAAAUAAACUAGUCUGAUUUCAACCUCUUAGGACUUAAAAUUGGCACCUUCUUCUUAAGUGCAAUUACCUAUUAGUAUUGUUUAUUUAAAAGAAAUUAUUUUGAUAAAAAAUAAAGACAAGGAGAAAAUGGCAAAUACACCUCCCUUAAGGGACUGGGAUGUAAUCCACAGAGGUGUAAAACAGUGGGGAUGCGAUCCAUUAGCAUAUUAAGUUUUACACUGAAAUUUACCUACAUGUAGGAAAUUGUCAUGUGAAUUCUCUAAGUCAACAUAGACGUGAGUGGAAAUAUUACAUGUACAUAAAAACACUCCACAAAAAUACCAUGUUACCAUUUACUCUCUUACUUUCAUUCCUCUGACUUAACCGUAUACAGUGAUUAACCUGAUAACAGGCAUCCUUAAAAAAUGUCACAGGGGCUAAACAAGUGAAGUCGGGCAGAAAUAAACAAUUAGUCUUCAACCCAAC
Siniperca chuatsi (mandarin fish) is the source of this 4899-nucleotide messenger RNA. RefSeq names its product prospero homeobox protein 1-like. Gene Ontology annotation, biological process: regulation of transcription by RNA polymerase II. The transcript is spliced from 4 exons. The coding region runs from base 910 to 2793 and encodes 627 amino acids. The record is from RefSeq and is a predicted model, not a curated record. Lineage: Eukaryota; Metazoa; Chordata; Actinopteri; Centrarchiformes; Sinipercidae. Gene Ontology annotation, molecular function: DNA-binding transcription factor activity, RNA polymerase II-specific; RNA polymerase II cis-regulatory region sequence-specific DNA binding. Gene Ontology annotation, cellular component: nucleus.